This is a messenger RNA of Ruditapes philippinarum (Manila clam), 3432 nucleotides long. Its product is annotated as b(0,+)-type amino acid transporter 1-like. Gene Ontology annotation, cellular component: membrane. Lineage: Eukaryota; Metazoa; Mollusca; Bivalvia; Venerida; Veneridae. Gene Ontology annotation, molecular function: L-amino acid transmembrane transporter activity. The transcript is spliced from 14 exons. Bases 16 to 1887 code for a protein of 623 amino acids. Gene Ontology annotation, biological process: amino acid transmembrane transport. The record is from RefSeq and is a predicted model, not a curated record.
UUGUUAAACAGUAAAAUGUGUAUAUAUAACGUAGAAGUUCUUGAAUUAUUAAUCCCUUCCGUGAUAUUAAAUUACUUUCAUUUCAUUCCGUAUAGAAAUGUACCGUGUAUAGAGUUUAUACAAGAAACAGGAAGUUCAUCUGGCGCUAAAUGUAAAAGCAACACAAGAUUUUGUUCUGACAGUUCAAAUAUCAGUCAUAAUCAACCCUCUGUGUAUCAGGACAGUGUCAAUAUGAAAGAUCUACUUGCCCUCAAAGAUAAAAUUAUGAAUGACAGUGUGUUGGUCGAAGAGGAGCCCGUUCGUAAUGGCAUCAAAAAUAUUGAACUCCUGGAUCUUACGAAAUUUGGCUAUGAGAAGGUACCCAAUGGUGAAAAAGGGGACCAGUUAUUGCUGUGUCGGCAAGUUUCUGAGAAGUCAUCAUCGAUGUCGAGCAGUUCCAGUAGUUCGGACGAGCCGAAAGUGGACUUAGAGUUGAUGCAGAUGAAGAAACGGGUGGGACUACUUUCAGGUGUGGCUCUGAUUGUAGGAACAAUGAUAGGUUCUGGUAUUUUUAUCUCACCAAAGGGUGUGCUACAGAGCAGUGGCUCUGUGGGUUUAAGUCUGAUUGUAUGGAGCUUAUGUGGACUUAUUGCACUUCUAGGUGCACUGUCGUACGCAGAGCUUGGUACUAUGAUCACAAAGUCUGGGGCGGAGUAUGCGUACUUGCAGGAAGCAUUUAGUCCUCUCCAUCGUAUUCUCGGACCCAUACCGUCAUUCUUGUUUGCCUGGACAUCGGUUCUCAUCCUGAAGCCAGCGUUGUUUGGUGUAACUUCCAUGAGUUUUGCCGUGUAUGUAGUGGAGCCGUUUUGGGGACCGUGCGGGUCAACGGAUUUAAUUGUCAAGCUGGUGGCUGUCCUGUGUCUAUUUUUAAUCACAUUUAUUAAUGCAUACAGUGUGUCGUUGGCAACCAAAGUUCAAAAUUUUUUCACUGUGAUGAAGCUUAUAGCUAUUGCUAUAAUAAUUGGAGGAGGAGCAUACAUGCUCACACAAGGUUACACUGAACAUUUGGAGACAGGGUUUGAAGAUACUACAGAAUCUGUUUCUAUGGUAGCGCUUGCAUUUUAUGAUGGUCUUUGGGCUUAUGAUGGCUGGAACAAUUUGAAUUAUGUAACUGAAGAAAUUAGACAACCAUAUAAAAAUUUACCAAGAGCUAUUAUGAUUGGCAUCCCUCUAGUAACAAUAUGUUAUAUAUGUAUCAAUAUAUCAUACUUCACAGUCCUGUCUAAACAAGAUAUCCUGUUGUCUAAUGCUGUAGCAUCGACAUGGGGAGAGUUUGUUCUUGGUUCAGCAGCUAUAAUUAUACCAAUAUCAGUGAUUAUGUCAGCAUUUGGUGGUGCUAAUGGAACCUGCUUUACAGGAGGCCGAGUAAUGUAUGUAGCAGCUAGGGAGGGUCAUUUGCCAGAAGUGUUCUCAUAUAUUCAUGUUAAACAGUAUACACCUUUACCCUCACUAGUAGUUUCUGUUAUCUUAUCUGCUGCCAUGGUGCUUUUUGGAGAAAUCUUUGCCUUGAUAGAUUUCUUCAGUUUUACUGCCUGGUUUUUCUAUGGUUUGACGAUGUUGUCAUUGAUUGUGUUACGAUGUACACAGAAAGAGAGGAAACGACCUUAUAAGGUACCAUUGUUUGUACCAAUAUUUGUGUUGUUGGUAUCAAUAUAUCUUGUGGUGGCGCCAAUCAUUCAGGACCCUCGUGUAGAAUUCUUCUAUGCCUUCUUAUUCUCUAUUAGCGGGAUAGUGUUCUAUGUUCCAUUUGUAGUCUACAAAAAGAAAUUGCCUGUUAUGGAUAAAAUCACGUAUUUCAUGCAAGUUGUGUUAAUGGUAGCACCCAGCAAGUUUGUGCCUGCGGAAUGAGUCGAGACGUAACAUCGUAGACAUUUGUAAAUUAAUGAUUGUGAUCUCACAACUGACGUCAGAGGACAGCCAUCACCGGCUAUAUAUAAAACCGCAGCAUGCGCGUGCUCGAGACACUGCUUCGUCAAAUCAGGUGUAACAUAUUCGUAGGAAUAUAAUUAUAUACAUGUAUUAUGUAUAUACAUGAAUAAAAAGAUCUGCAAAAAUGUAUAACAGAUAUAUUUACAAAGUACAUGUAUUUUAUGUUAGUCUAGGAUCAUUAUUCAAAUUGAAAUAUUUUUGACAAGGUAACUGAAUAGUAAAAUGUUACUACGUUAAACAUUCAAUUAUACAUGUUGCUAUGUUGCAUUGCCACCUUUGUUUCUUUGUUUUAGAUUUUAAAAAUUUAUAGGCUGUUUUUCUUUUGUUGUUUCUUAUUUUUAUUAUUGUUCUUAUUUUUAUUAUUGUUUCUUUCAAUUUUUGUUUGUUUGUUCUAUUAUCAUAUCCUCAAUUUACAAUAAAGUUCAAUGCAUUUUUUAUCAUCCAUAUCAAAAUAUAUAUCUGUCAUCUGCAAUACAAGCCUAGAUUCAUAUCAAUUGAUAUCAGGACAAAUUAGCCUACAGUAAAUUCUUUGGACAGCAAGCAUUAUCAUACCUGCUAUGGCAUUAGUUCAUGUCCUUGGUGCACUAAAAUCAAUAUAAAGGUUAAUGCAGCUCAAGGUUUGAAAAUUGUUUCUUUCAUUACUAAAGUUCAUUUUAAGGUUUCAUAAUACACAUCACCUUUGAAAGUAAGUCAUGACAUCCCUGUAUGAACUUUCUUAUAUUGUUAAGGAAAAUUCAAUGUAAUAGAGUAUUUUACACAGAGACAUUCAAGAGUUCUAUAACAUAUUUUUUUAUAUAUGUGUUUUCUAUAUAUGUUUCCAUUCAAACCUCCAGACACAUUUCAAUUAAUCUAUCCAGUCUCUUUCUGAUAUAACAGAUCUAAGGCAAUACAAACCAUUUGUAGCGAAAUCUAUAUAACUUUGCCCCAGUGCAAAUUUUUUGUAAUCUAACAUUGAACAAGAUACUGUAGGCAGACACUGAGACCAUGAUUUUGCCAUUGAUAUCUCAUUUGAAUGUCAAGACCUACACCAAUCAUUAUCAUAAUUCAUGGUAUCCCAGAAUUCAUAGUGAAUAUGGACAAAGUUUUUUCCCCAGAUAUAUAUACAGUAAGUAAUAUCAUAUUUUGCCAGUUAAAUGUUUACUAUGUGUAUACAUUGUAUAUCAAAGUAAGAUGUUUUAGUCAUGCAUAAUUUCCACUUUUCAUAUGAAUCACAUUUCCAGUCCUGUUUCUAGCCAUGUCACAAACCAUUAUUUAAAUCACAAUUAAACCUUGUUUUAUCAGCCAUACCUCAGAUAUAUAUUUUUUAUUUGUUCCAUAUGUCCAGUCAUAUUUUUGUUUUAUUACUUCUGGUCGAGUCAUAUUUCAGUCAUAUCAGAAGUUUCAUAUCUGAUGUUAUUGCGAUAGUAUUGUAAGAGUGGAAGUUGUGAACAUUUGUCAUGAUAGUAAUGAAAGAGUUGAAGUUGU